Messenger RNA from Sinocyclocheilus rhinocerous, 641 nucleotides. RefSeq names its product glycine receptor subunit alpha-4-like. The record is from RefSeq and is a predicted model, not a curated record. NCBI's taxonomy places the organism in Eukaryota, Metazoa, Chordata, Actinopteri, Cypriniformes, Cyprinidae. The transcript is spliced from 3 exons. Gene Ontology annotation, cellular component: membrane. Gene Ontology annotation, biological process: monoatomic ion transport. The coding region runs from base 1 to 420 and encodes 139 amino acids.
AUGCAUGGUUACAGAGAAGCCGGGGAGGCAUCUGGUCAGGCUGGAGGAGCAGAGAUGAAGAACAAAAGCAACAACAUCACUGGGAGUACGCCAAGCAGAAGCACACAACGCCAGUGCAGUGCCUGUGCACGGGAAGAGCAGUUAGCCUCACAGAAUCAGGACUUGUACUUCACAGGAUACGGGAUGGACAGCUGUCUGUCUGGGGAUGGGCCUCUCUCUGAGGCUGCUGCCAUGUUUGCGGGCCUGCCACCUGGCCAUGUCCUGUUUGAGAUCCGCCGGCGCUUCGUGGAACGAGCAAAGCGGAUUGACACCAUCUCACGAGCCGUCUUCCCUCUCAGCUUCCUCGUUUUCAACGUGUUCUACUGGAUCACGUACAAAGUGCUUAGAAAUGAGGACAUUCACCCUGCCCUGCAACCCUGACUCCCUUAAAAGACUUUCCCAGCAUCCCAUUUUGUGAGCCAGUUUAAAUCCAAUGUGAGGAUGAGAUCCCGUAUCAAGGACAUUUAAAAUGAAACCGGUUGAGGAAAAGGUACAACACGUUCUCUCUGCAUGAGUGAACAUAUAUGCAUGGAUCUAAAAAGACCACUUUUACAAAGAUCUAAGAAAACUACUUUGUUUAUAUGCAGAAUGGCUGAAUCACU